AAUGAAAUAAAUCCAUCCUCGUAUAAAGAGACUAAAGGAAUGGAAGAAUAGAGUCAUCAUCGUUCACAUACAUCUCUUUCUCUCAAUAGAAAUAAUAUAAAAGAAAAAACAGUUUCUUCCUAAAAAGCUAGAGGUUGCAGUUUGAUAAGGCUUAUUUAAAACAAGAGCUGUCUGUCAUCUGCUCCAUGUCUUGCAAUGGAAUGGCUUUCUUCCCAGCAAAUUUCAUGCUCCAAACGCCUCAUCAUGAUCACGAAGAUCAUCAACGCUCCACUAACUCUAUCAAUCAAAUCCUCCCUUCUUGCACGGCGCCCCAGGAGUUUCAUGGUGUUGCAUCAUUUCUGGGGAAGAGAUCAAUGUCUUCAUAUUCAGGUAUAGAUCAUGUGUGUGAAGAAGCAAAUGGAGAGGAUGAUAUAUCGGACGAUGGGUCACAGGCAGGUGAAAAGAAGAGGAGGCUUAACAUGGAACAGGUAAAGACACUAGAGAAGAACUUUGAGUUAGGCAACAAGCUGGAACCCGAGCGAAAAAUGCAGCUGGCUCGAGCUCUUGGACUGCAACCAAGACAGAUUGCUAUUUGGUUUCAAAACAGACGAGCUAGAUGGAAAACCAAGCAACUUGAGAAAGACUAUGAUCUCCUCAAGAGACAGUACGAGCUCAUCAAAGCAGACAAUGAUGCACUUCAAGCUCACAACAAAAAGCUUCAAGCAGAGAUAAUGGCACUGAAAGGCAGAGAAGCAAGUGAAUGCAUCAAUCUAAAUAAAGAAACAGAAGGUUGUAGCAGCAACCGAAGUGAAAACAGCUCGGAUGUGAAGCUGGAUAACGACAGGCCGCCGCCCCCGGCGGCUACGAUUAGCAGACCAGCAAGAACCCUGUUUCCAACAGGACUGUUCCAAGCGGCGUCGUCAAAUUCAAGCCACGAUGAUCAUCAUCAACCUCCUCAAAUGGUUAAAGAAGAGAGCCUCAUCACCAACAUGUUCUGCACCAUCGAGGAACAAACCGGGUUUUGGCCAUGGCUUGAACAGCAACAACAUUUCAAUUGAUUCAUCAUUUUUCAAGUUCCCGAGGGAGAGAGAGAUGUUUGCUUAGCUAAGGUUGGAUCAUGCGAGAUGAAAUUUUUUUUCCCCAAGUAAAAUUAUAUUAUUUUCCUAAGUAAAUUGCAGUGCGGGUUGGUUUGCAGCAGCUCUAGCAUGGGCCAUGAAAGAAUAGAAAGGUGAUUCUGUUUAGCUACAUAAUAAUUCUAAUUAUUGUUUCAUUUUUCUUGCGUUGGAAUCAUGUCUUUUGUGUACUUUGAGUGCAUUGAAGAGAGAACCCUUGAAAUGAUAAUAUAUAUAUUUUUUUUUCUGAUUUCAUCAA
Messenger RNA from Gossypium arboreum, 1350 nucleotides. RefSeq names its product homeobox-leucine zipper protein ATHB-13-like. Lineage: Eukaryota; Viridiplantae; Streptophyta; Magnoliopsida; Malvales; Malvaceae. Gene Ontology annotation, cellular component: nucleus. Gene Ontology annotation, molecular function: DNA-binding transcription factor activity, RNA polymerase II-specific; sequence-specific DNA binding. The transcript is spliced from 4 exons. Gene Ontology annotation, biological process: positive regulation of DNA-templated transcription. The coding region runs from base 186 to 1037 and encodes 283 amino acids. The record is from RefSeq and is a predicted model, not a curated record.